Messenger RNA from Pomacea canaliculata, 5336 nucleotides. RefSeq names its product sushi, von Willebrand factor type A, EGF and pentraxin domain-containing protein 1-like. The record is from RefSeq and is a predicted model, not a curated record. Lineage: Eukaryota; Metazoa; Mollusca; Gastropoda; Architaenioglossa; Ampullariidae. The transcript is spliced from 9 exons. The coding region runs from base 118 to 1992 and encodes 624 amino acids.
GCGCAGUUGGAACAGAAUGACGUCAUUUAACAAAAAUGGCGGCCUUCGUUAGAGCAUCUCUUUGUUGACAUCAACAUAAAAAGGUUUCCAGCUUAUUGUAGACCUUUCAAUACAGACAUGGGGAAGCAUGCAACUGUGGCCUGGAUGGUGCUGGUGUUUGUAUUAUGUGUGACUACUGUCCUUUCACAAGCAGAUCGUUUGAAGUGCCCAAGCCAGGGUGGCUCUAUUGAACAUGGCAGUCAAACAGAAUUUCUGGAGCCUCACCAAGUGAUUCACUAUGUGUGUCAUCCGGGAUAUUUUAUGGUAGGGGAGGUAAAGCAAACUUGUGGUGCUGAUGGCCAGUGGGUACCAGCACAGAGGCCAGAGUGUCUUGCCAAAGUUGAGAAAGGCACUUAUUGCAAGAUAGACCCACCACUGAUGUAUGCCAAAGUUCGUUUAGAUAAUGAUCGCAUGUAUGCAGUGGCAGGGGAUACUGCAACAGUUGUUUGUACCCCUGGUUAUCACACAGUAGAUAACAAAGAAAUUUUCCAUAUAAUCUGUGGAAACACUGGCAUUUGGACAAUGCCGGAUGGAUCGCCUGUUGUUCAGUGCAAUGAGAAGCAGUGUCCAGUGCCACCUAAUGUUCCCAAUGCUGUGUUUCGCUAUACCUUCUACACAUCGGCAACUGUCACCAAUGUUCAGAGAGUGGAGUACCUGUGUAUGGAUGGCUUUGUGCUGGUGGAUUCUGCUCAGUAUUACCUGACAUGCAAUGAUGGAGAAUGGGAAGGACCAGUUCCUACCUGUGUACGCAGUAUGUCUUGUCCACCACCACGAGACAUCUACAGUGGAGCAUGGAAAGUGAAAACAGGCCAGAAGGAUGGGGACAUGUAUGCAGUGGGCACAGAGGUUCAGUACACGUGUCAAGUUGGCUAUAAGCUCAUUGGCUCCCAGACUUUGGAAUGCACUUCCAGUCGACAGUGGUCUAAAGUGGCCCCUGUGUGCCUGCCGUCCACUGAAAAGAACUGGUACUGCCCGGAACUGCACAAGAUUAACAAUGGUUACUGUAGAUGUGAAGACGAGCAAAGCAACAGCUUGGAUCAGUGUCAGCCAUAUUAUCGUGGAAUCCAGGUGCAAUGUUUCUGCAACAGUGGCUACAAGCUGCAGGGCUCAGCUUUGUUGACCUGUACUGGGCUAGGACCCCAUGAUGAGGGGGCUUGGGACCAUGAAGUGCCCUAUUGUUUGAGAGAUGGAGUUGAAGACAUAGAUCCAAGUUUUGAGGAUGAGAGGAGUGACCAGGGCUUGCACAUUACAGCAGAGGGCCGAACUCAUGUCAGUACACUGGUUAUCGUCAUAGCAACUGCCUGCAGUGUUCUAGGUGUUCUUUUGCUUAUUAUGGUGAUUGUUGUCUUCCGUCGUAAGAAGCCCCGGCCUCGGCUUUUCCACCCCAGUGUCACGCCGCCACCUUAUUCUCGUGUCCAUAAUAAUGUCUUAGAUGAGCAUGACCGGCUUGCCCUCAUGGCUUAUGCAGAUGCCACACGUGUUCAUCUUCCUACCUAUGAGGAAGCUGUUCAGGCUGGCAGAAGCACUCCCACUGCACCUCCACCUAGGUCAAAUACCACCACACCUUCCAGCGAUUUUCGCCCCCUGCCUAGCAUCCCCGCUACCCUUCGAGCUCCCAGUGGUGUGGCCUCUGCAGGAGCAGACAAUCCCAACCGACAUUCCACAGUCACCACCAGCACCAUUAACCGUGAUGGCGUCUCAGAAAACUUUGGCUCACUGGACACUGUGAAUGUCAGCAUGAGUGAUGCCUCGACAUCAGUCACUGUGGAGACUUUCGACAGUGGGACCUCCACGCGCUCCAUAACAUCUCAGCGAGCUACAGCAGGUAGCUUAACGUCAUCAGAUGACAACUUGGCAAAUGACAAUGCUCCUCUGCUGGACAGUAGUAGUGGCUACUGUGAAGAAGACUCGCGGGAUUGCCCUACACCUAACCAGGAUCAAAAAGAAGAGUGACAGAGAAAAUGGAGAAGGAAGAAAGUGACGAGAGACAUCUGAUGAGAAAGUUGUGGAUCAUGAGCUUUUACAGUAGCGCCUUUCCUUGAAACUGUGAUGAUUUAUAAGAUACAGCAGAAAAUCCAUUGCCAGGCCAGUUCUGCCUACGUGAGGUUCUCACAAACACCUUAAAGUAUUUAACAUAGGAUCAAAAUAUGUUGUUAAUGUCUUUACCUAGCAGUGUAGGUUUUGUCUUGUCUGCAACAUCGUGGACAUUUCAACCUUGGGGUUAAGGCUUAGAAUUCUUUAAUUCAUCAGUUGAGACCCACAGCAUUGUGGAUUAAAGUGACAGAUGGAUUUGUACAUUGUUCCAUAGAUUAUGUCAACAUUCUGUCCACUAAUAUCUCUGUGGUUUUGUCUGUUCAUGGUCUGUUCUUCUGUAAGAUUUACCAAUACUUUCUCUCUGUCUUGUUGUGUUUUUGAACAGAAUAUGUGAGGUUUUUUUUUUAAUAUGCGGGCAUUUUAUUUCUUUUUUUUUUUUUUUGCUGACCUUAAAUUAUAAGUCUUUCUGGGCAUUCUAUCUGGCAUUGCUGCUUCAGCUGGUCUGCAGGGAUAAAUUCUAAUUUCUUAGCUUGGUCGGAGUUAUGGAAAUAUGGUGAUAAAUUCCCAGCAUAUAUAAAUAUCUUUGAAGUAAAAUUAUAUGAUGCUUUUGUCGUCAUUUGCUAUCCCAAACCUUGCAUUUUUUGCCUAAAUAUGUUAUUCGGCUGAGAAAAUGUCACUCUUCAUAGUGCAAUAAGUAAAACUAAACUUCUCUUUCCCUUUCUUGAUUUUGUGGUUUAUCAAAAAACAGAUGUGUUUAGGUCAUGUAGAAUCAGAGUAGACAAAUAGAGGUAAAUGAUGUGAUUUCUUUAUCUGUGUACAUUUCAGGCUGUCAACAAGAAUGGUAGAUAAUGUAAAUAUUUAACAUCAUGGAACUUAAACAUUAUGCUUUAUUUCCUUCUAUGGCUUUUAGUAGACAUGUUUACAAGAUAGGUUGCGUAGAAUGCUCAAGCACAGUUUUUGUUGCGUGUUUGUGUACAUUGGAGAUUGUGAUAGCAUGCGUGUAUGUGGACAAGUGUGUAUUUGUGGACAAACUGCAGCUAUGUGCAUGUUUGUCUUGAUCAGACAUAAGACCCUAUUUAACUUGCAUGUAAUCUAGUUGCACAGUUAUAAUUACCAUUUGAAAUCUACAUCUCAUAAAAGAACAAUUUACGUAGCUUGUUCUAAACAUUUGUUAUCAUUCACUGUAAAAAAUAUGAGCACCAUUGCAAACAUACAUGUUAAAUGUUUACUCAAAUUUAUCAUUAUUUCAGAUGGUAAAAAAGCAAAUAAAUAUUGUCAUAUUAUCUGCAGUAUUUGCAGACGCAUUAUAAAAUAUCAAGAUUGAACCUCAUUGUUUUGCUAAAUACUCAUAUUUCCUGAUGGCACAUUAUGAUCUUAUUAAGUCUAUCGCUUUUUUAAUUUCACUGUGUGAAGGAAUCAGUUCUGUAUUGGGAAUGUUAAUAAUAGAAGUGGGACUCAGCUUUCAGCAAAGAAUGUAAAAGUAUGAACGAAUCCCUUGAUCAGAUGUGCUAUGUUAACUGUGGUCAACAUGCUGCCUGUUAAUGUAAUGGUGGCCAUCAUCAUACAGUAAUCCUGGGUGCAGUACGUUAGACCCUGCUGCUUUGCUGACCAGGUGGGCUACUUAAGCCUUGCUGCUGGGAAGGCAACUGCUUGGUGUAGCUGCCCAUCUGUCUUACCAUGCACACCACAGUUUGUUACAGCUUACAGCUGACCGAGAUCUGUGCACUCUGCUACAGUCAUGUCAGCUGGGAAAUGUGACAAGCUCCCUAGAAUAUAAUUAUGCAUCAUUUCAAAUUGUUUGGUUUCUUAUGAAGACUAAUGAAAAAAAGUCUGAUUUGUUAUUUAUGUAAACGCAAGAAUACUCUCGAGAGCUCCUUGACAUUUUUUUUUUUUUUUUUUUAUAGCAACCUAAGGGGAAAUUAAUUCAAGGAACUUUCUUUUUAUAUGGAAGAAUUUUGCAUUUCAUUGGUCAAAAUGGAUUUAAUUAUAGUUAGAUUUGUCAGAAACUUCUUUGUACUUUAUUUUUUAAUUGGUGCCAUGAUUUUUCAGUGUACUACAAUGUGUGUGAAAAGACGCAGCUGUAUUACAUAAUUAUCUGUUAUUUAGAAAUCAUGUUUCCAACAUUUUUGUGGUAAGGGUAUUACUAUAUUUUUAAAAAAAUAAAAUUUAGGUAAUUUUUAAACUCCAUCUUGAAACCGGUUAUUUUUAAGACAUUUGGUUACAGCAUUUAUGAAAUGUAUACUGCUCAUUGAUGAAGAUCGAAAUAAAAUCGUGAUUACAAAUCAGUCCACAUUUAAAGAUAGCUCAUGUUUAGAUUAAGAGGUUAGCUCCUUUGUACUUGUCCAUGACCCAAACAGAUAAUCUUUUAUGAAGAUAAUGUAGAGAAAGGGAGUCUAUUUUCUAACUUUCAUAAAAGGCAUGGGUAUCCUCUUUAUUCAGUGGAUCUUGCAAAUAUUAGAGGGCAAAACCAACAGAAAAAAUCCCUUUUUUUUUUUUUUUAAAAAAACAUUUGAUCAAUUUCUAAUGCAGCUUUUGUUCGAGUCAAAAUUUGGAUUUGCUCAUUUAAAGGGGCAUAGUUUAUACAUUAUUUAAAGAUCAAUUUGUGGCAGCCAGACACAUUUUACACAGGUAAGGUUGUGAAUUCAGCAUUAUGCAAACCUCAUAGGAGAUAAGUGUUCUAACCUGAUAUUUAAUAGAUCUCCAAGAGAAAGAAAAAACUAAUUAUGGUAUUUCUUCAAGUGCACUCUCUUGCACAUGUAGAAUGGAUGUGAAAUGGAAUCCACCAGAAGAGGAAAAACCAAAAAAAAUGUUUUUAAAUGAACACUACAGGCUGAUGUAUAUUACAGGCCCUUGUUAUGAUAUUUAAGUAAUUUCCAUUACCUGUAUGCGAUGUUACCACAAUUGCAUUCAUGAAAUUUUAAUAUCAUUAUGAUAAAAAUCUACUUGAAAUUUCGUUUAGAUUGUAAACUAUGCUUCAGGAUCUUUCAGUGCAAUCAGAGAUUUCGUUAUACUUGUCUGUAACAUGUGCCGUAGGUUAUUGACACAAUUGAUUUCAUGUGAUUGGAGAAACUGUUGAGAGCAUGUGUGUGUGUAAAUGCAUUGGAGGUAUUCAGGCAGUUACAUAGGAAACUGAUGUUUUAUGAACUGUUAUUCACCAGUGUAUUAUUUAUACUGUACACACAUUUCACUGCAAAAAUAGUCUUUUGUGUUUGACUAGACACUUGUCUUACAAUUAAAGCUUCAUUUGUGCUGAAGUUAUAUCA